Bombina bombina (fire-bellied toad) is the source of this 1276-nucleotide messenger RNA. RefSeq names its product LIM homeobox 2 (gene LHX2). The transcript has 5 exons. Gene Ontology annotation, biological process: regulation of transcription by RNA polymerase II; neuron differentiation. The record is from RefSeq and is a predicted model, not a curated record. Lineage: Eukaryota; Metazoa; Chordata; Amphibia; Anura; Bombinatoridae. Gene Ontology annotation, cellular component: nucleus. Gene Ontology annotation, molecular function: RNA polymerase II transcription regulatory region sequence-specific DNA binding; DNA-binding transcription factor activity, RNA polymerase II-specific. The coding region runs from base 11 to 1276 and encodes 421 amino acids.
GCUCCAGUUAAUGGAACUUGGUUCUAACUACCAGAACGUCUACAAAGAUUCUCCCCACACGUGUACUUUCCACGCUUCCGAGAUGCUUUUUCACAGUCUGUCUGGAGGAGAGAUGCAAGGAGUGAUCGAUGAGAUGGACAGAAGGUCCAAAACUGAGACCUCAGCAAUCAGCUCUGCCAUAGACAGGGGGGAAACUGAGACGACUAUGCCCUCCAUCAGUAUAGACCGGGCUGCCCUGUGUGCUGGCUGCGGGGGGAAGAUCUCAGACCGUUACUAUCUACUGGCUGUGGACAAGCAAUGGCACAUGAGAUGUCUCAAAUGCUGUGAGUGCAAGCUCAACCUGGAGUCUGAACUCACCUGCUUCAGCAAGGACGGGAGCAUCUACUGCAAGGAGGACUACUACAGGAGGUUUUCUGUCCAGAGAUGUGCCAGGUGCCACUUGGGGAUCUCAGCUUCAGAAAUGGUCAUGAGAGCUAGGGACCUUGUAUAUCACCUCAAUUGUUUUACCUGUAAUACCUGCAACAAGAUGCUGACCACUGGUGAUCACUUUGGCAUGAAGGACAAUUUAGUGUAUUGCAGACUGCACUUUGAGACUCUUAUUCAGGGGGAAUACCAGGUCCAUUUUAACCACUCGGAUGUGACAUCAGGGAAGGGGACCGGACUAGGGGCAGGGGGGAAUAACCUGGCUUUUCAUUACAAUGGUGUGGGGACUGUCCAGAAAGGGAGACCAAGAAAAAGAAAAAGCCCAGGACCUGGUGCAGAUUUGGCAGCCUACAAUGCAGCUUUAAGCUGCAAUGAAAACGACGGGGAUCAUAUGGACAGAGACCAGCAGUAUACUCCCAACCAGAAAACAAAACGUAUGAGGACCUCCUUCAAACACCACCAGCUAAGGACAAUGAAAUCCUACUUCGCUAUCAACCACAAUCCAGACGCUAAGGACUUGAAGCAACUAGCUCAGAAGACGGGUUUAACCAAAAGAGUUUUACAGGUAUGGUUUCAAAACGCACGAGCCAAAUUCAGACGGAACCUUUUACGUCAAGAGAACAAUGGUGUUGACAAAACAUCCGACUCAACUCUGCAAGCCGGAACCCCAUCAGGACCAGCUUCUGAAAUUUCCAAUGCCUCAAUGAGUCCGUCCAGUACACCAACAACUUUAACAGACUUAACAAACCCUACCAUGCCAACUGUGACCUCUGUAUUGACGUCGGUGGCUGGCAGUUUGGACGUACACGAGUCUCGAAGCCCCCCACAAACGACGUUGACGAAUCUCUUCUGA